AUGCGUCGAGGUAGAAAGCGACAAGACGGAGGGUCGAAUUCGAUGCCGGGCAAAAUCUAUCCUCCCACAGGCACCGAAGGCGCCUUCGGCUCAGGAUAUACCACAACCAUCACGUUCACCAGCCUGAGCACAUAUUCAGAUGGCGCUGGAGUGCGAAGCACAACAUCACAGGAGGUAACGACGACAGCGGUGAUACCUGGGCCAACCCCAGCAUUCAUUUCUGCUCCUCAGCCAUCUACCACCUUCUCUUCCUCCACAAGCACCUCAUCCCCUUCUUCUGUCCAAACGUCUCCACCAGCGCAAACAUCAUCGCCGCCAGCCCAGGGCAUCCCACUCAACCUUAUACCAGCUAUCGUUGUUCCAAUUGUUGUGGUCGCCUUGGCGGCACCCAUUGCUUUGUAUUUCUUUCUUACCCGCCAUGAUAGACAACGCAGAAAGUCUCGAACUGCUUCGCAAACAAGCACGAGAGCGUGUCCUGACACGAGAAUUGAAUCCAAAAAGCACGAUUUUACACAUUCUUCAUUAGAGACAGGGGCUUCCAAGGCAUCAGAAAUCAUGAAUUUCGACCUUGGACCAGCAGCAGAAAAACCGUUACCGGUGGUCAACGUCAGUCAAGUCCCAGAUUAUGCGUUUAAACGGCCAGACUCUUUCCAGGUCGUACGUGGAUUGGACCCUAGUAUCGGACAAGCGGUCAGCCGUUACUCGAUUGGGAACGACUCGUUUGGUAACAUAGCGGAUGCAUCUCAACAAAGAACUAGUAUACAAGAGCUUUCUGAGGAGAAUAUGAGGAUUGCAAGGCUAGCGACUGAUUCCAGGGCAACAUUUGGGACACGUGGGCUGGAUGAAGUAUCGGAUAUGUCGGCUCGGGAGAGGACUUCUCGCCAGGUCGAUCGAAGAAGCGUGGAUGAGCUUUCGAAUGUGUCGAGUUUCUACGAAGACGAGACAGCUGCCAGUUCAGAUCGUGGAGGUGGUAUUUUGGGGAACUAUGGGGCAAGGAGAAGUGGGCCUUUGCGAUGA
Messenger RNA from Endocarpon pusillum Z07020, 1017 nucleotides. RefSeq lists its product as uncharacterized. NCBI's taxonomy places the organism in Eukaryota, Fungi, Ascomycota, Eurotiomycetes, Verrucariales, Verrucariaceae. The transcript has a single exon. Bases 1 to 1017 code for a protein of 338 amino acids. The record is from RefSeq and is a predicted model, not a curated record.